Molecule: messenger RNA, 501 nt
Organism: Lachancea mirantina
Lineage: Eukaryota; Fungi; Ascomycota; Saccharomycetes; Saccharomycetales; Saccharomycetaceae
Source: the annotation of a GenBank genome assembly
AUGGUUAAACAAGUCUUGAGUGAAUUUUUUAGUCCAACAAGGCUGUAUUUCGUUUGCGGCAAAGUCUACGAGAAUGGGACCUACGCCAAUCAAGUCGUGCACUGGUUUGUUCAGCACAAGUUACCGGUGGUACCAGUGACUCCAAGAGGUGGUGUUGUUAAUUUAAUGGACAAUUCGAUCACUAGAACAGUAACAGACUCACAGGAACUGGCCAUCCAGAAAUCGAUAUCAGAUGGAUUGGAAGUUUCACCGCUCAAGUCCCGUAUCGAUGGCAUAAGUGCGUGUUUCGUAACUCCGCCUGCAAUAACGCUUACGAUCCUGAAUGAGCUCAAAGAAAAGAAGUCUCCCGUUAUAAGCGUUUGGUUCCAACCGGGGUCCUGGGACAUGAAGUGCAUAAAAGCCUCUGAAGAAGGUCUCAAGAUUCCCAGUUCCAGGAUAAUUAACGAUUGUGUGCUUGUCAACGGUGCUGGACACUACCGUCCAUCUUCUUUGACGAUAUGA